Messenger RNA from Erpetoichthys calabaricus (reedfish), 1492 nucleotides. RefSeq names its product dynein axonemal assembly factor 11 (gene dnaaf11). Gene Ontology annotation, molecular function: protein binding. Bases 53 to 1453 code for a protein of 466 amino acids. Gene Ontology annotation, biological process: outer dynein arm assembly. Gene Ontology annotation, cellular component: cytoplasm. The transcript is spliced from 12 exons. NCBI's taxonomy places the organism in Eukaryota, Metazoa, Chordata, Cladistia, Polypteriformes, Polypteridae. The record is from RefSeq and is a predicted model, not a curated record.
UGUUGCGGUAGUUUGAGUUGCAGUUUGUGAAGCCAGAAAGGAGAAGGACAGCAUGGUGCGGAUUACAGAGGAUUUGAUUAGGAAGCGUGCAGAGCAUAACAAUUGUGAAAUUUUUUCACUAGAAGAAAUUUCCUUACAUCAGCAAGAAAUCGAGAAAAUCGAAUACAUUGACAAAUGGUGCAAGGAGCUGAAAAUCCUUUACUUGCAGAACAACCUGAUUGCCAAAAUCGAAAAUGUCGGCCGGCUGAAGAAACUGGAGUAUCUGAAUCUUGCUUUAAACAAUAUUGAGCGCAUUGAAAAUCUGGAAGGAUGUGAGAGUUUACAGAAGCUGGACUUCACAGUGAACUUCAUUGGAGAACUGAGCAGCGUCGAGUCCCUGCAAAACAACAUCCACCUGCAAGAGCUGUACCUAGUGGGCAAUCCUUGUACCGACUUUAAGGGCUACAGAGAGUUUGUGGUGGCCACACUGCACCAGCUGAAGUUUCUAGAUGGCAAGAAGAUUGAGAGAUCCGAACGUAUUAAAGCAACGCAGGACCUGCCAACGAUACGGCAAUGGAUCCGAGAGCAGGAGGAGAUGCAUCUAAAGAGGAGAGUCCAGGAGAAGCAUGAGGCUGAAAGGAAUCUGGAGAACAAAAACAGAAGCAAAUCAAAAACUCAGUCUGAGAAGCAAGGUGCCGUCAUCGGUCAGGAGAGCAAUAAGGAAGGAAAAUUGCCUGAAAAAGUCCAGACUGAGGAAGAGCACAUCAGUGACGCUGAUGAAGAGGAGAGUGACAAGGAAUUCUGGGAGAAGCCAACGCAGUUUACUCCCGAGUCCAGGAUUGAAACACACAGGCACAUGGAGGAGAAGCGCAAGGCUAAAGAGGCACAAAGUGAAGCGACUAAAAAGAAGAAGCCACCGAGGACGCUGAUCACUGCAGAUGGACGAGCGUUGAACGUAAACGAGCCAAAAGUGGAUUUCUCCUUGACUGAAGAUGAUGACCAAAAUCAGAUUAUCCUGGAUUUGGCAAUCUACAGGUUUUUGGAUACAUCCUUGAUUGAUGUUGAUAUUCAGCCUUCAUAUGUAAGAAUAAAAGUUAAAGGGAAGGUAUUUCAGCUAGUGCUCCCUACAGAAGUGAAACCGGACAGCAGUUGUGCAAAAAGAUCCCAAACUACUGGUCAUCUGGUCAUCACUAUGCCUAAGGCUUUGGACAUCAUUAAAACUCGAUUGAAAGAGUCCUCACCGUCUAAGCAGCAGCCAUCUUCAGCAGUGAACAAGCUAGAAAGAACAUCAACACAAAUGGAAAAGUUAGAAGUGGAUCCCAGCUGCCAUUCCCGGCUCAACUUGGCUGACAUUGUGCAGAACAAGAAGUCCAACAGUCCAGGACCCUUGAAGUUACAACCUGUGGUGACGGACGUCUCAAAGAGUGGAAAUGGAGAAUUUGAAGAUGACCCUGAUGUUCCACCAUUAAUUUAACAAGAUUUUGAACUCCAUCCAUCCAUUUUCCAACCCGCU